Fusarium odoratissimum NRRL 54006 is the source of this 797-nucleotide messenger RNA. RefSeq lists its product as uncharacterized. The record is from RefSeq and is a predicted model, not a curated record. The coding region runs from base 1 to 750 and encodes 249 amino acids. NCBI's taxonomy places the organism in Eukaryota, Fungi, Ascomycota, Sordariomycetes, Hypocreales, Nectriaceae. The transcript has 2 exons.
AUGCUGGCUAGGUUUUUCUUCGCCCUUACUUCAGCUGCUUUGGCUUUGGCUUCGCCGCCAGUUCAUAACUUAUACCCAAGUCAAAGUGGCAUGCCCACAAAGCCAACCCCCGUCCUUCCAAGCAAUGGUGGUGAUUCUGAGCUUCCUGAACCCUCUGAGGGCGUGUCUCUCAAGCAUAUCGCGCUUGGCUUUGGUAUUCAAAACUACACCUGCGCCGAUACCGCUGCCGGUCCCACACCCGUCGGUGCUCUAGCUGUCCUUUAUGAUGUCACUCAUCUCUACCCCGGACAAGGCCACUCAUCUCUAACCCAGGAUGAAUGGGCCUCUCUCCCAGGGGACAUUCUCGACACCCUCAAAGUCCCUCUGAAUCUCAAUGAAAAGGGCACCGGAGCCUCUCUCGUCAAACCAUUCCGUAAGAAACAGGAUCUCAAGAUCAGAAGCCUUUCAAAGAAGAUCCCUUACCUUGGCCAUCACUACUUUAACGCUGCCGGUGUUCCGACUUUUGACCUCGACAAGGCUCGUCAACUGUUGGUUGCAAAGAAGAUCGGCGAUAUCAAAGCUCCUGCUUCUUCCCUCGCUGGGCCUGAAGGCACUGGUGCUGUGAACUGGCUUUUCCUUGGUGAUGCUGGCGGUAGCCAUGGAAUUUCUUAUGCCUACCGUGUUCUGACAGCCGGCGGUGCUUCUCACGGAUGCAAGGCGAAAGGAGCCGACAGCACUUCCUACACAGCCAUGUAUUGGUUUUAUAAUUAAACCAAAACCAUCUUCAACGGCUGACGUAUCAAAGACUAAAUAAGCCG